AUGGCCGACUCGAAGGUGAUAGAGAAAUUGGAAGAGUACACGGUAGCUCUGGCGGCCAUGACCUUUGUUGGCGAUUUCACCGCAUUGCUUCAACUGGGAAUACAACUCGUGAUGUGCACCUUGGGAUUAUCGGCAUUCCUCGUAACUCCCAUUGAGCGCAGGAAAGGUCGUCUCCCCUACGUCGUCCUCAGCUUCAUCAUCUUCGCUCUAUCAGCUACCUCUCCCUUCCUCCACGCCCCAUCGACAUUUAGUUCACUGUACCACUCGCAUCCAGGAGCGUCUUAUGCGAGAUCGCUGGUCCAAGAAGGAAACCAAACAUUUACCUUCGCUUCUCAAAGUCUGGUGAACCUAUACAUCGCCGUAGGAGAUGGGAUUCUGCUCUACCGAUGUUAUAUACUAUGGAAGGACAGACCUGCAGUCAUGAUCGUUCCAAUACUAGCCCAUCUCGGAUUCAUAGGGCUCACCAUAACCGCUUUCACUCGCCACCUGCAAGGGGUCACCCUCAGCUCCAAGCGCGAGCUUAUCCUAUCACAGCAAACAGCCAUAACCAGCAUCGCCCUCUCAACAUCUCUAAACGUCAUUACCACGUCCCUAAUCGCCUACCAAAUCAUAGUCCAGCAGAGGGCACUCUCGAAAGCACUGCCAGGUCGAAAUAUCGGUAUCUACACCAGAGCAGCCAGAGUAGUCGUCGAAUCCGCACUCCCUUUGACGCUUUCCGGAUUAGGCUUUGUUAUUGUAAGGACCAUGGACUGGUUCAGCGGGCCAACAAGCGGCGAACUUCCAGAUCUUAACGUGCACGCAUUACUGGCCAGCUAUAUUUUUGGAGGGUUGUACACCAGUUUUGGGGCCCUUGCACCUCAGAUGAUCAUCUUCCGAGUGACAGUCGCUCGUUCGCACCUUCAACAGGAAGACCUCGACUCGUCGAUCAAUCCUGACAGUGAGCCUUUGGGUGACCUCGAAUUCGACCAUGGCCCAGGGGAAGAUUCAGAGUCUCUCGGCCAGGAUUCUCAUUCCACCGAUCUUGAAGGAUUCGUUCCAGCCCAAGGUUUAGACGGAGAGGUCCAACGAGAUGCGGACUCGGGAGACGGGGUGUCAACAACCCUGCGAAAUCGUGCGAGAGCACUGGAUCCCCCUAGUCGAGUCUCUCAAGAAGAGUCGGCGCCGGACGGUCACUCUGGAUUGGCUAGUAAACCCACCGUCCGAGUCCUCAGUCGACGAACAGCGAGCACAGACCCCCUUCGAACUUCGAAGUAUAUGAAGAAGGACAUUUUGAGUCCCUUAGAUCUAACUGACAACGGAAUCACCCCAGGCCCUCGAACCCCAACUACGUUGCACCCAUACCAACCGAGGUACCAACCGAGCUACACCAAAUCGAGCUACACCAAACCGAACCACGCCAAUCGAGUCUCUUUCGCGAGAGACGAGUACUUGAUUACUGCAUCCAAGUUUUACGACUGUAGUACUGCAGCCUCCCACGGUCCAGCCGAUGUCAGCGACGAAACGACUCUUGCUACUUCAAGUUGA
This is a messenger RNA of Coprinopsis cinerea okayama7#130, 1524 nucleotides long. RefSeq lists its product as hypothetical. NCBI's taxonomy places the organism in Eukaryota, Fungi, Basidiomycota, Agaricomycetes, Agaricales, Psathyrellaceae. The record is from RefSeq and is a predicted model, not a curated record. Bases 1 to 1524 code for a protein of 507 amino acids. The transcript is spliced from 6 exons.